Colletotrichum navitas is the source of this 1085-nucleotide messenger RNA. RefSeq names its product TATA-binding protein-associated phosphoprotein. Gene Ontology annotation, molecular function: protein heterodimerization activity; RNA polymerase II general transcription initiation factor activity; TBP-class protein binding. Gene Ontology annotation, biological process: negative regulation of transcription by RNA polymerase II; RNA polymerase II preinitiation complex assembly. Bases 345 to 761 code for a protein of 138 amino acids. Gene Ontology annotation, cellular component: negative cofactor 2 complex. The transcript has 4 exons. Lineage: Eukaryota; Fungi; Ascomycota; Sordariomycetes; Glomerellales; Glomerellaceae. The record is from RefSeq and is a predicted model, not a curated record.
AAAAGACCCCACCAUACACACACAUACAUACAGCAGCAGGAGCGUGAGCCACACUUUCUGAGCACCCACCCCCCUCCACCCCGCGAUGCUUCACAUUGCCUAUUCCGCUACACAGUAUUUCUCACUCCCAGCCAUCUCCGUAUAAGUUCGUGAACCAGCCGGGUCCAUCGUCGUCCACGUUCAUACACACACAAGCGCAUAUAUCACCGCCCUUGACUGUCGACACAACCAGACGCCGUCUUGCCCUGUUAUCGAGCAAAGCGACCGAGUCGCUAGCCUGGUCAGGUUUCCAUCUUCGUCUCAUUCCCGCGCUAGCCUCGUUGCUCUCAUCUCAUAUCGCAACCAUGUCGGACCACGACCUCGCGGGCAACGAUGACCUGUCCUUGCCAAAGGCCACCGUCCAAAAGAUCGUAACCGAGAUCCUGCCGCCCUCAGCUGGCGUCGCCUUCUCAAAGGAGGCCCGCGACUUGCUCAUCGAGUGCUGCGUCGAGUUCAUCACCCUCAUCUCCUCCGAGGCCAACGAGAUCUCGGAGAAGGAGGCCAAGAAGACCAUCGCCUGCGACCACAUCACCAAGGCCCUUGAACAGCUGGGCUUUGCAGACUACGUCCCCGCCGUGUUAGAGGCGGCCGCCGAGCACAAGGAGGUGCAAAAGGGACGUGAAAAGAAGGCCAACAAGUUCGCCAACAGCCAGAUUCCGCUCGAGGAGCUCGAAAGGAUGCAGAGAGAGGCGUUCGAGGAUGCCGCCAACCGCCACGCUUAGAAGGGAGGUGGAGGUCACUUUUUAAGGGCGUUUGCUUCAGUUGGUUAGGCAUGGAAACGGCGUUUAAUGAGGCACACACAGCCACCAGGGCUUUGGGAGGAAGCAUGAUGCCAUCUUCAUCCCGCUGACGAAUGCAUGAGAAUCCGGCUUGAUGGGGCCGCUGGGAGGAGGGCACGCGGGUUUUUCUUCUUCUUUAUUUUUUGAUGAGCAGGCUCGUGAUCUUGGAACAACGAACGGUUCAUCGGAGAACAUAGAUCGCCCGGAUAGUCGCUCCCGCACGCGUUAAAGACAGACUUCAUGUGGAUCUGCCCCCGCUUAACACAA